AUGUCACUUCCACCAGUAUUCCUGUCGGAAAUCGACACUCUCACCCGAGAGGUUCUUCUGGCUAAGCCAUCUGACAUCCUUCAGUUUUGUGCAAACCAUUUUUCCAAACGCUUGGAAAAAGAACGCACUCAACUUCUCUCCGCUAAACCGAAGGAUUCUGCUAUGUCUGAAAAUACUUUUCCCGGUAGGCUCGGAAUAAAUCCUUUUGGUCCCGAAAGUAGAGUGGCAAAUAGCGAGAAACCUAGUGCCAGUCAUGUAGUGCGAGCUACAGAGAGAGAUGAAGAUAAAGUCAAUCCUAACUUUAACAAUAAACCUUUGAAAAAUGCCUCGGACGGGUUUCCAGAACACUACGGGAUGGGAAGAAGGACUUCGGUGUCUGCUGAAUCUUUGAACCCGACUGCAUCAUCAAACGAGAGCUGGACACCUCCCUAUCACCGCAAGACCCCCGAACAGCUUGAAAGACUAAAGAAUGCUUUAGUCGAAAAACCUAUACCGGUCAAGGAUAUCAAAGUUAUUUCUCAAGGCGAUCAAGGAGACUUUUUUUACGUCGUCGAGAAGGGUUCGUUUGAUGUUUACGUCAAUCCUGCCGGCUCUGUACAACCAGGUCUCGGGGGGCUUGGAAAUAAAGUUGCUACAAUUGAGCCUGGAGGCUCCUUCGGAGAGUUGGCUCUAAUGUACAAUGCUCCUAGAGCUGCAACCGUCAUAUCAGCGGAAGGGGCAUGCACAUUGUGGUCAUUAGAUCGGAUUACAUUCCGUCGCAUAUUGAUGGACUCAACCUUCCAGCGUCGUCGCCUAUACGAAAGCUUUCUUGAAGAAGUAACCCUACUCUCAACACUAACCAAAUAUGAACGCUCUAAGAUUGCAGAUGCCCUGGUAACUCUGAAGUAUCCAGCAGGUACUACAAUAAUAAAGGAAGGAGAUGCUGGCGAAGAAUUCUACCUCCUAGAAAGUGGUGAAGCCGAAGCAUUUAAGGCCGGCUCCCAAAAUGCUGUAAAAUGUUACAGCAAGGGUGAUUAUUUUGGGGAGCUCGCCCUGCUCAACGAUGCCCCAAGAGCUGCAAGUGUGGUAAGCAAGACUGAGGUCAAGGUAGCAAAACUAGGAAAAGAUGGAUUUCAAAGACUUUUAGGUCCUGUCGAAAGCAUCAUGAGACGAACGAAAUAUGAAGGAGUGGAAGAAAUUGAUCCUCUUUACCAGAAGUGA
Messenger RNA from Blumeria graminis f. sp. triticale, 1200 nucleotides. Lineage: Eukaryota; Fungi; Ascomycota; Leotiomycetes; Helotiales; Erysiphaceae. The record is from the annotation of a GenBank genome assembly.